UCCAAUAACCAGCCUCGCGUGUCACCACAGGAACUGAGACCCGGGCGAUUCCAGGGGCCCGGUCGGUUCGGCUGGGCUCGGCCAGACCCGGAGCUCUAGGCCGCCGUCUGCCACUCACUGUCACCCGCAGCCGGCCUGGCCAAUGAGCAGCGGGGGCGGAGACACGAGGGCCAAUUCUCGGACCAAGGGGCAGGACGAAAGAAAUCUGGCUCUCGAACUGUGGACGUGCGUGCGCGGUUGCCGGGCGGUGUGGUGCAGCUUCCGAGGGCGGAGACGGGCCCCUCGGGUUCCGUCCCUGCCGGAGCCUGCAGGAGCUGACUGAUUGUUCUUCGGCCAUGUCGCCGGCUCCCGGUGCAGCCGCGGCUCCCGCGUCCGUCUCCUUGCUGGACCUCAGCGCGGAUGCUCCUCUCCUUCGGGGGCUGAGCCUGGUGAGCCAAGCUCCCGGGGAUGCUCUGCCUGGGGCUCCGCUUACUUCCUGUCCAGGUGACAGAGCCAGCCCAGAAAAAAAAGUAUUCCAAGGCCCUCUGGAUAUUUCAGAGAAAUUAUUUUGUUCAGCCUGUGACCAGACUUUCCAAAAUCACCAAGAACAGAGAGAACAUUAUAAACUUGACUGGCAUCGUUUUAACCUAAAGCAACGUCUCAAGAACAAGCCUGUCCUGUCGGCCGUGGACUUCGAACAGCAGAGUUCCACAGGAGAUCUUUCCAGUAUCUCAGGAUCAGAAGACUCAGACUCAGCCAGUGAAGAGGACUUGCAGACAUUAAAUGAAAACAGAGCUGAACACGAGAAGCCCAGUCGACACCGAGGCUUCCACCCCCACCGGAUCCUUUUCCAGAAUGCCCAGGGCCAGUUUCUUUAUGCCUAUCGCUGUGUCCUAGGCCCUCACCAGGUUCCUCCAGAAAAGGCAGAAUUUCUGCUGCAGAACCUGCAGAGUGGAGGUCCACGAUAUUGUGUGGUGCUCAUGGCUGCGGCUGGGCACUUUGCUGGUGCUGUUUUUCAAGGAAGAGAAGCAGUGACACACAAAACCUUUCACCGCUACACCGUGCGGGCUAAGCGGGGCACUGCUCAGGGACUUCGGGAUGCCCAGGGUAGGGCACCCCGUUCUGCCGGAGCUAACCUGAGACGUUACAAUGAGGCCACACUUUAUAAGGAUGUCCGUGACCUAUUGACAGGGCCAAGCUGGGCUAAAGCACUGAGAGAGGCUGAAAUGAUACUGCUACGUGUCCCCCGCUCUGGCCGGUCCUUGUUUUUUGGAAGCCAGGGAGCACCCCUACAAAGGGAUGAUCCCCGGCUCUGGGAUAUCCCCCUUGCCACCCGCAGACCCACCUUCGGGGAGCUUCAGCGUGUGCUCCAUAAGCUGACCACCCUGCAUGUCUAUGAUGAAGACCCUCGGGAAGUGGUGAGAUCGCUCUCACCUCAGACACUUUGGAAACCAGUAAGAGAGGACAAGAAGAAGGCUGCCGAGGAGGAAAGAACAAAGGUUUCCAGUGACGAACAUGAAGCACAUGGGCAGGAUGAAGAAUCACCCAAACAGGGUUCAGGGUCACAGGGAGAUGAUGACUCCCAGAUGGAGUUGGAGCUAGUGGAAGUGACUAUGAGGACCUUGGAUCUUCGAGAGUUUGAAGUAUUGCCCAAGCGGAGGAGGAAAAAGAGGAACAAGAAAGAGAGAAGUCAAGACCAACAGUCUGAGGCACAUAAGAUGCUUCUCCAGCAACCUCAAGAAGACGAGCCAUUCUCCCAGUCGGUCCAGGAGGGUACAGCCCCUUUGGGCACUUCGGUUGAUGAGGCCAAAGCUUCUGCUCAGCCACAGCUGGCGGAUGUGCUUCUAGCUGCCUGCCGGGCUGGAGAGGUUGAAGUGCUGAAGCUCCAGCUAGCUGCUGGGCCUGCAGACCCCAGAGUUAUGUCCCUACUCAAUGCCCCCUUGGGCCCUGGUGGCUUCACUCUCCUGCAUGCAGCAGCAGCAGCUGGAAGAGGCUCCGUAGUUCGUCUUCUGCUGGAGGCAGGCGCUGACCCCACUGUGCAGGACUCCAGGGCUCGGCCGCCUUAUACUGUAGCAGCUGACAAACCAACACGGAACGAGUUCCGAAGGUUCAUGGAGAAGUAUCCUGAUGCCCAUGCUUACAGCAAGGCUCAGGUGCCAGGGCCACUCACGAAGGAAAUGGAGGCCCGGCAGGCUACACGCAAGAGAGAGCAGAAGGCAGCGCGGCGACGGCGGGAGGAGCAGCAGUGGAAGCAGCAGGAGCAGGAAGCGCAGGAGCGACAAGAGCGGCAGCGAUUUGCUGCCCUCAGUGACCGGGAAAAGAGAGCUCUUGCUGCAGAGCGUCGCCUUGCUGCACAGUUGGAAGCCCGCUCGUCUCUAGUUCCUGAGUCUACAGUCAACACUGGGUAUGGUGCCACGGGACGCUGCUGGAGUUGUGGAGUGUCACUCCAAGGCCUCAUUCCAUUUCACUACCUUGACUUCAGUUUUUGCUCCACACGGUGCCUCCAAAAUCAUCGCAGUCGGGCAUCGAGGCCUUCUUCCUGAUGUCUUUCAGCCAGCUGGGCUCGGGCUAGGCCCCGAGAGGACCCACUCUCAAGCUCUGUUUCUUUUUCUCCAUCAAGCACAGGGUUAUUUGGAAGACUAGGGUGAAGGAUGCUAAGGAACCAGGGCAAAGACAGGGCCACAGGGGUGUGUGGAGCUGGUACUGUCUUUAAUCACAAUAAAGUUUGGCAAGGAAACUGUA
This is a messenger RNA of Jaculus jaculus (lesser Egyptian jerboa), 2721 nucleotides long. It is a transcript of the gene Ankzf1, whose product is annotated as ankyrin repeat and zinc finger peptidyl tRNA hydrolase 1. The transcript is spliced from 15 exons. The record is from RefSeq and is a predicted model, not a curated record. Lineage: Eukaryota; Metazoa; Chordata; Mammalia; Rodentia; Dipodidae. Gene Ontology annotation, molecular function: protein binding. Bases 336 to 2522 code for a protein of 728 amino acids.